UCGCUAGGUUCACAAUGCUGAAUGAUCCCACCUAAUUUUGGCUCCUUCCUGGACUGGACUGCCUUCCAUUUUUUAUGACAUAUAUUUGUAUUGUUAGAGCGGCCACUUGAGUAUCUGGUCAGUAUAAUGGAUCAUCUGUGACCGUGCGUCCGCUCUGGUGCAAGCCAAGACGAAGAAAGUUGGGGAAAGAUGCAAGAAGAGGAUGGCGGAGAGGAGAACUCUACACGAGACCUACGGGUUCUGGCCUCCAAUUCGGUGGACGCAGGCGAACCCGAAUCACUGAAGGACCCGGUUGCGAAACUAUGCGGUUAUUUGACUAAACUCGCUGGAAAAGGGCCGCUGCGGGGGUUUAAACUCCGCUGGUUUGUGUACGACGAGAGGAAAUGUUAUUUGUAUUACUUCAAGACUCCCCAAGACGCCUUGCCGCUGGGACACAUAACGAUAGGCGAAGCCAGCUUCAGCUAUGAUGUGGAGGGGGAUGAGGGGCAGUUUGAGAUUCGCACCGCGGGGAAGGAGUUUGUACUCAAGGCCCCUAACCGCCAGGUAAUGCAGUACUGGCUCCAGCAGCUGCAGCAGAAGCGUUGGGAGUUCAGUAACACCAGAGGGUCUGGACAGAGAGACAGCUGGAGUUCUCCUACCCCUCACACUGGCCUGGUGGCCAAAGAUACAGAUGUCUUUGUGUUUGAGAAGCCCAGUCACAGUGACAGCAUGGAGAGGGUACGCAGCGACUUUGCUAUGGAAACAGACACGGACGGACUGGUGGGUGUCCAAUCAGCACGAGGCCCCUCCCACCACCCCCCCAACCCCCUCAACUUCUCCAGCAAGCUGGGCCACUGGAGCUCAGAGAUCAGGAACUCCAUGUCAGGUCUGCGUGUGGGUCGAGGAGGAGGAGAGAACAGACGCUCUGUCUUCUACACUGGGAGCAGUGGUGAUGAGUGGGAGAUGUUAGACGCUCCCUCAACCAAGGACAUCAACCAGGACCACAAACCUCCCACCCAGCCUCAGACUGACUCACACAGACACUCCAUUGGUUCUCCGUUCACAUUUGACUUCGGGCGGAGCAGCAGUUCCUCGUUGCGGCCCAAGCGGCCCACUCUGCGGGACAUAAUGGGUUCAGGGAGGUUAGGACGCAGCAUAGAGAGCUCUUCCCCCUCCCCUCAGACCACGCCCCCAGUGGAGUGUAACGGCAGCAGGACCAAUGAGCUGCAGCUCCGCCUCCAGAGCCAGGAACAGGAACUGACACGCCUCCACGAGGAGAACAACAAGCUGACUGAGGAGUUAACCUCCCAGAAGGAGCUGGUCAGACUGCUUCAGCAGACCUUGAGGAGCACCCAGAGGGAGAUGCGACCAGCGCCAGUAUUAACUCCAGGAGCUGCCUCACCUCCAGCCCCAGGGUUCCCACAGUCGGACCUAGCCCAGAUGGAAGCCCUCCUCCUGGACAGGGAUGGUCAGGUCCAGGCCCUGUGUUGCCAGAUGGAGCGUCUAGCCCUGGAGAAGGAGAGUCUACAGAGGGAGCUGAAAGGACUGAAGGUCAAGGUUGGGGAGAUCAAUGAGCAGCUGAGCAUGCUGAUGGAGACCAUCCAGGCCAAAGACGAGGUCAUCAUUAAACUGUCCCAGACACCCCCCCAGGGAGCAGACGGGACCACCCCCCUGCUGCAGGACUGCAGCUCAGCUCCACCCCCCGCCAGCCAGCAACAGGAGAUAAACAAUCUUAAGGACAGUGUUCAGGGCUAUAAAUCCCAGAACAAGUUCCUGAAUAAGGAGAUCCUGGAGCUGACUAUUCUACUGAGGAACGCUGAGGCCAGGGAGAGAUCUCUGGAGGUUAAGUAUGUGGCGUUGGAGGCUAAAGUGUGUCAGGUUGAGAGUAAGUACCUGGUGCUGCUUCAGGACCUGAAGAACCCAGUGUGUUCCUCUUCAGAACAGAGUCCUGCCAGGGAGGUCAUCUCUAGACUGUUGGAGGAUGCACUGAACAACACUGACCCUACGGGACACGCCGUCUUUAAGCCACACCCUGUCAGUGAGUACGAUGUGUUUGGCUUCAAAACAGUUCCAGAGGAGGAUGAUGAAGAGGAGAAGCUGGUAGCCAAGGUGAGGGCUCUGGACCUGUGCUCCCUCUCCCUAACAGACCCUGAGGUGUCAGUGGGGGUGAAGUGGGAGAACUAUCUCUCCUCUACUAUGAACAGAGACAUGGUGCACUGCCCCGAACUCAAAGCCCUUAUGAGGAGCGGGGUGCCACAUGUCCACCGCUCCAAGGUGUGGCGCUGGUGCGUGUCCUACCACACCAGGAAGUUCCGUGACAGCCUGGCUCCAAACUACUACGAGACCUUACUGGGUGUGGCCAGAGACAAGCCUAAUCCCGCCUCCAAACAGAUAGAGCUUGACCUGCUGAGGACCUUACCUAACAACAAACACUACUCCUCCCCCGGCGCCGACGGAAUACAGAAACUACGUAAUGUCCUGCUAGCCUUCUCCUGGAGGAACCCUGACAUAGGAUACUGCCAGGGACUCAACAGGCUGGCAGCCAUAGCUCUGCUGUACCUGGACCAGGAGGAUGCUUUCUGGUGUCUAAUCACUAUCGUGGAGGUCUUCAUGCCCCAGGACUACUACACCAAGACCCUGCUGGGAUCACAGGUGGACCAGCGUGUUUUUAAGGACCUGCUGAGUGAGAAGCUGCCCAGACUCCACGCCCACUUUGACCUCUACAAGGUUGACUCCUCCCUCAUUACCUUCAACUGGUUCCUGGUCCUCUUCGUAGACUCAGUGAACUCUGACCUCCUCUUCAAGAUCUGGGAUGCCUUCCUGUACGAGGGACCCAAGAUCAUCUUCCGCUUCGCCCUCGCUCUCUUCAAGUACAAGGAGGAAGAGUUUCUGAAGCUUCAGGACUCCAUGGCCAUCUUCAAGUACCUCCGCUAUUUCACCAUAACUAUCCUGGACUGGAGGAAGUUGAUGAGCAUAGCGUUUGUGGACAUGAAUCCGUUCCCCCUGAGACAGAUCCUUAACCGCAGGACCUUCCAUCUGGAGAAGGUUAGACUAGAGCUGACAGAGCUUGAGGCCAUCAGACAAACCUUCCUCAGAGAGAGAGACACACACGCCGACGCACGCGCGCUGUGUAGCGACGAUGAGGAGGACAACUAGCCAAUCAGGGCCCAGGCCAACUAGCACAUCAGUAGAGAGACUGACCACGGCCCCCGACGCACGCACGCAAGCUUUGUAGCGACAACUAGCACACAGCCUGUCAGGGUGCAGUGCCUGCAGACUCCAGCCAAUCAGGAUC
Oncorhynchus mykiss (rainbow trout) is the source of this 3274-nucleotide messenger RNA. The record is from RefSeq and is a predicted model, not a curated record. NCBI's taxonomy places the organism in Eukaryota, Metazoa, Chordata, Actinopteri, Salmoniformes, Salmonidae.